Engraulis encrasicolus (European anchovy) is the source of this 1057-nucleotide messenger RNA. Its product is annotated as microtubule-associated protein 6 homolog. NCBI's taxonomy places the organism in Eukaryota, Metazoa, Chordata, Actinopteri, Clupeiformes, Engraulidae. Gene Ontology annotation, cellular component: Golgi-associated vesicle; microtubule; cis-Golgi network. Gene Ontology annotation, biological process: regulation of microtubule cytoskeleton organization; microtubule cytoskeleton organization; cytoskeleton-dependent intracellular transport. The coding region runs from base 1 to 1050 and encodes 349 amino acids. The transcript is spliced from 4 exons. The record is from RefSeq and is a predicted model, not a curated record. Gene Ontology annotation, molecular function: microtubule binding; calmodulin binding.
AUGGCGUGGCCCUGCAUCACGAGGGCGUGCUGCAUCAACCGCUUCUGGAGCGAGUUGGACCACACCGACAUCGCCGUGCCUCUCGUCUUCACCAAGUACUCGGACGUGGCCGAGGUGCAGCACGUUCACCCGCAGCGGCAACCCGGCGAUCGGUCGGUGGGUCACGAGGCGACCCAGCCUGUCUCGAGCGAGCAGCAGGAUGGAACCACCAAGCACCACGGGACUACCACUGCCGCAUUGGGGGGCCAGGAGGGGUCGAGUUGGUCCGUGACGCGACAGGACUUCAGGGCCUGGAAAACCGUGCGCCCGGAGCGCAGCUGCAAGCCUCGCGACCAGUACCACCCGUCCGAGGCGCCCUUCAACAACGAGACGCAGUACAGCAAGGACUACAAGCCCUGGCCCAUCCCCAAGAAGGGCGACCACCCCUGGAUACCCAAGGACGGCGGAAGGCCCACCAAAGCCGGCCAGGACACCACCGCCGAACCCUCGGCCAAGGAGAAGAUAGCCGCGGUGCAGGUGGAGGUGGUGGAGGCGGAGACGGGAGUGGAGAAGUGCGAGAUAGAGGAGAAACAGCAGGAGAAGCAGGUGAAGGAGAGAGAGAAGGAGGCGAAGAAGGAGGAGAAGGAGGGAGGCCAGGACCAGAAAGAGCAGAAGGAUGACACAGAGAAGCCCCAAAAGAAGAGUGCCGAGGUGGAGAAGGAGGAGGGGAAGGCCGGCGAGGGGAAGGGCAAAGGCAGGGCCGCGGCAGACGCCCGGAACAGACAAAUCAAACAGGACCGCACGGGAAGUUCCUACAGGACGGAGUUUAAAGCUUAUACGGAUGUGAAGCCGGUGCGUCCAAUCCGAGCAAAGUCUCAAUAUAAGCUGUCAUCAACUGAACAGGCCAAUCUGCAAUCUGAGACAAGCUACAACGCCACCUAUAGGGGCCAACAGGGGGCACCAAUGGACAACAAGCAGCUGGAACGCAGACGCAUACGCAGCCUGUACAACGAACCACGCAACAAGGACGAUUCAGAGAGUGACAGCAGCUCUGUGCUAGAUCUGCUCUAGUCAGGUG